ACUAUAUUUUGAAUUUGGUAACUUUUUAAUAUUGUAAAUAGCAACCCGUCACAGCAUAAAUAAAACGUCAAAAAUUGAGAAAUUCUACCAAAAUAUCAGACAAGGAAAAUUGUUUUUGUGGAAAUAUAGUUAGUGUAGUGUAUUAUUUCGUUAUUGUAACAUGUAAUAAACAAGCUAGGGUUCGGUCGAUACGCAAAUAUGGCUCUAAACCUAGAGAGCUGCGAUAGCCUGCCGCCGGACGAAGAACCGAAAUUGAAGUACGAUCGAAUGGGAAAUGAUGUCCAGAACAUCCUGCUGAAGGAUGCGGUGAGCUGCAUUUGCGUUCACACCAAGUUCAUUUGUCUCGGCACUCAGUGGGGCGUGAUACAUCUGCUGGACCACGAGGGAAACACGGUCCCUAUCGCACCGGGCGGCGAGCGCGAGCUGCAGGCGCACGCCAUCGCCGUCAACAACAUCUCUGUGGACCAGAAUGGCGACUACCUGGCCAGCUGCUCGGACGACGGCAAGGUGCUGGUGUACGGACUCUACUCGGACGACAACACGCACAGCCUGUCGCUCGGCCGCGUCGUCAAGUCCGUCGCGCUCGACCCUCACUACUUUAAAUCUGGCUCUGGCAGGAGGUUCCUCACAGGGGACAAUAAAUUGACACUGUAUGAGAAAACCUUCCUGAACAGACUGCGCAGCACUGUACUCUGUGAGUGUGAAGGCUACGUCCAAGCAAUGGCUUGGCAUGACAGAUUUGUGGCUUGGGCCAGUGAGGUGGGAGUCAGAGUCUAUGAUCUCUCAGCACGAUGCUCACUUGGUCUCAUUCAGUGGGAGAAAAGUCCCAGUAGAUCCAUAGAAGACUAUCGGUGUAACCUUCUGUGGUCAGCUCCUAAAACUUUAAUGAUUGGGUGGGUGGACACAAUUAGAAUAUGUGUUAUACGAAAACGAAGUCAUGUAGAAUUACAAACACGAGAUGUCACGGAAUACCUUGUGGAUCCUGUGUACACAUUUCAAACUGAAUAUUAUAUCAGUGGACUUGGUCCAUUGGAUGACCAGCUGGUGUUGUUGGGAGUACCAAAAGAAUGUGAUCCAGACACUGGCAAGGCACAGAGGCCAGUGCUCACAGUGUCAGACUACAAAGACUGUGAAUUUUGUGAAGUAUCUACAGACACCCUCAACAUUAGAGGCUAUGAAGAAUACUCCUGCAAUGACUACUAUUUGGACAUGCUUAUAGAAGAGAACAGAUUUUUUAUUGUGUCACCAAAAGACAUUGUUAUAGCUAGCCCAUAUGACAUUGAUGACAGGGUAAACUGGCUCACAGAACAUGAAAGAUAUGAGAAGGCUAUGUCUGUGCUUGAGGAAGCUGGCGGCAAGACAGCCAGGCAUACUGUUGUUACUGUUGGGGAGCAGUACUUAGAUCAUUUAAUGUCAAAACAUCAGUAUGAAGAUGCAGCCAUCCUGUGUGCCAGGAUAUGUAAAAAUGAUAAAGUUUUAUGGGAGUCACAAAUUAACAAGUUUGCUGCUGUCAACCAACUGAGAGCAAUCAGCCCAUAUGUGCCUCGAGCUCCUGAACAAGCUCUAUGUUCACAUGCAUAUGAAUUGAUCUUCUAUGAAUACCUCAAAGUUGAUCCACAAGGGUUCCUUAAACUGGUGCAAGAUUGGAAUCCGGCAUUAUACAAGACUGGUGUCAUAGUGAAAGAGGUAUUAGAACACUUGUUGACCACAGAGGUGGACAAACAUAUAUAUUUAGAAGCUCUAGCAUUACUUUAUUGCUAUCAAAAAAAAUAUGACAAGGCUCUUAAUACAUAUUUGUCACUUCAACAUAAAGAUGUCUUCAAAUUAAUCACAAAACAUAACAUGUACAAUGUUAUACAUGAUAAAAUACUGGAUCUGAUGACUCUCGACUGUGAUAAAGCAAUUGCUGUGCUGCUGGACAAAACAAAGGUUCCUGUUGAAGUAGUUGAAAAGCAACUGAAAAAUCAGGACAUGUUCCUUUUCAAAUAUUUAGAUGCUUAUAGUAAAAUAGAACCAAAUGGCAGAUAUCAUGGGAAGUUGGUAAGGCUGUAUGCUAAAUAUGCCAGAGAGAAACUUCUACCAUUUUUAAAAUGCAGUGACAAUUACCCCAUUCAAGAGGCCCUGGAUGUAUGCCAGAGCAACGAGUUCUAUCCAGAGAGAGUAUUCCUUCUUGGUCGCAUAGGAAACACAAGAGAAGCUUUACAAAUAAUUAUUGAGAAGCUGAAUGACAUCAACCAAGCUAUAAACUUUUGCCAGGAACACAAUGACAAAGAACUGUGGAGUGAUUUGAUAAAACACACAGUGGACAAGCCCGAGUAUGUCACAUUGUUGUUAAAGAGAAUAGGUAACUAUGUAGACCCACGCAUGUUAAUACAGAACAUACCCUCUGGUUGUGAAAUCAAGGACUUGAAAGAGUCUCUGGCGAAAAUGAUGUGUGACUAUCACCUUCAGCUGUCAGUUCAGGAAGCCUGCAAAGCUAUCACUUUGAAGAACUAUUUUGAAUUACAUAAAAAAUUGAUAAUUGGCCAGCAGAGAGGCAUAUCGGUGACAGACGAGGUGUCAUGCUGUGUCUGCCAGGGUCGUAUAAUAAUCAAGGACUUGUCUAAUGCUUCAGAUCUAAUAGUGUACAACUGUCGGCACUCAUUCCACAUUGAGUGUCUGCCGGAGGGUGUCCAGUGCAAUAACUGUUCCAUCUGUAGUGCAGUCAAAAUGUGACCCAUGUUAUUACUAAUGCUCAACAUUUAACUAUAGAUACAAACUGUGCAUAAUAUAAUAUUUUUCAAGUAAUAACAUUUCCCCCAUUAGUGUAUUGCAAUGUUAUCAAUCAGUAACAUAUAAAUAAAGUAAUAUAGUAUUAUUGUGUGUAGGUAUGUAUCACAAUUAUUGUUGUUAUGGUGCUUUUUUAUAAUGAAGUGGCUUGGAUAAUUUUCCUUAUUUUAGGUUAUUCUAUUAAAUCAUGACCUGUAUUAAA
Pectinophora gossypiella (pink bollworm) is the source of this 2971-nucleotide messenger RNA. RefSeq names its product vacuolar protein sorting-associated protein 41 homolog (gene lt). The transcript is spliced from 2 exons. The record is from RefSeq and is a predicted model, not a curated record. Gene Ontology annotation, cellular component: HOPS complex; late endosome. Lineage: Eukaryota; Metazoa; Arthropoda; Insecta; Lepidoptera; Gelechiidae. The coding region runs from base 199 to 2715 and encodes 838 amino acids. Gene Ontology annotation, biological process: vesicle-mediated transport; cellular response to starvation; macroautophagy. Gene Ontology annotation, molecular function: protein binding.